Messenger RNA from Setaria italica (foxtail millet), 3814 nucleotides. RefSeq names its product receptor-like protein kinase HERK 1. The transcript is spliced from 2 exons. The record is from RefSeq and is a predicted model, not a curated record. The coding region runs from base 1012 to 3522 and encodes 836 amino acids. Gene Ontology annotation, cellular component: plasma membrane; plasmodesma. Lineage: Eukaryota; Viridiplantae; Streptophyta; Magnoliopsida; Poales; Poaceae. Gene Ontology annotation, molecular function: ATP binding; transmembrane receptor protein tyrosine kinase activity. Gene Ontology annotation, biological process: protein autophosphorylation.
CGUUUCUCCUCUCCUGCUCUCCGUCUUCCGCUACCCACCUGCACGCGGCACGGCCCGGCACGCCACCUUCGCAAUUCGCUCGCUCGUCGUCUCCACCGCCGCCAUGCGCCGGCUGUAGGAGUAGGAAGAAGGAGAGAGUGAGACUCGUUCCUCCAGUGGGAACCUUCUCGCCAACCCUCAACCACCACCGCCGCCGCCGUCGUCAUCAUCGUGACGCUUGCCUCGGAUUAGCGCGCGAGCGGGGGCUAAUUCCAAUCCCCCUCCUCUCCCCUUCCAUUGCCCCGUUCCACGCGGACGCGGGGUCUGCUUUGUUUUUGCUGCGCUGUUAAACAAAAAGGCAGGCAGGCAGGCGGUGCCCGUCGCCUCGCCUCGCCCCGCUUCCUUCCCUUCCACCUGUUGCGUGCUCCCGGCUUCAAGAAACCGCCCGCUGGCCAGCACAGCAGCAACACGCCUGCGCUCGGGGGUGGCCCGCCGCUUUUCCCUUCCGCUUCUCCCCUGCCACUACCACCAAUUUGCCCCUCGGUUCUCCGGCCGGAUUCUCUCCCGUCCUGGGGCGCCGCUUGGAUUCCGCUCCGCGAAAGCUUCGGUUUUCCGUGCCGGCGCCGUUAUUUCUUCGGGGAGAGGGACCGGAGCGCCGCUUCUUGGGGCCUGCGCUCAGGCUCAGCAGAGAUCGAAUUCUUGGUUGGUGAACGCUGCCACUAGCCCUGACAACGGAGGUUUCUUCUGCUUCUGGCCGUGAUUUUGUUUCCCCACUCCUGCCCCCAGCCAAAUUCCAGUUUCUCCAUUCCUCCUCUCCUCCUCUCCAAUUUCUGAUUGUCCUUGCAAAUUGCAACUGGGAAUGGUCUCGUUGGUUCAGCGGUGUGCCUGCGGCUCUGAAAGAAAUUAAGCAUUCCUGCUCUCUUCAGUCCUUGCACCUAUCUCAUAUAGCACUUCCAGUUCCAGCCUUUAUACACCUCUCUGCGAUUCAUGACCCUUCCAUCCUUCUAGCCUCCAUCUGCACCAGAACUCGUCAUGGAUAGCAGGACUGUCAACCUCAAACUGGUCCUAGCCUUCACUGCAGCCAUCUGGGUUCUCGGCACCUGCAGCGCCGAUUUCACCCCUGCAGACAACUACCUCAUCAACUGUGGUUCCACGAUCGAUGCAAACGUCGACCAGAGGGUCUUCCAGGCAGACAACUCCGGGCCGGCCAUAUUGACAUCCUCCCAAAGCACCGCAGCAACCACCUCGCCGAAUUUGGUCUCGGGUUUCGACAGUGCUAUGCUGUAUCAGAGUGCCAGAAUAUUCAACGAGCCAUCGUCCUACGCCUUCAAGCUCAAGAGCCGCGGCCGGCAUUUUGUCCGGCUUCACUUGUUCCCCUUCAAAUACCAGAAGUAUGAUCUUACCACGGCGAACUUCAAGGUGUCGACGCAAGACAUUGUGCUCCUCGACAAUUUCACUGCGCCGAGCAGUUCUGCGCCUGUGUUCAAGGAGUAUUCUCUCAACAUCACUAGGGACAUGCUCAUCCUGACAUUUGUGCCUCUUGGCAACAACACACAGGCCUUCAUCAAUGCUAUCGAAGUCAUCUCAGUUCCUGAUGAUUUAAUUACUAAUUCGGCGCAAACUCUGAACCCUGGUCAGUAUCUCGGCCUGUCGGUGCAGCCAUUGCAGACAUUCUACAGGAUCAAUGUGGGGGGGCCGAAGGUGACUCCUGACAAUGACACGCUCUGGCGAACAUGGGUUACCGAUCAGAGUUCCUUCUUGAAUUCGACUGCCACUAAAGUUGUUAAUUUCCCAGGAAAGCUGAAUUACCAAGACGGAUUAGCGAGACAAGAGGAUGCACCAGACAGCAUAUACAAUACUGCAAGGCAAUUGCUUGUGCAGAAAAACACAAGCACCAUGUCCAAUAUGACAUGGCAAUUCGAUGUCGACGGUCGGUCGAGCUAUCUCAUCCGGUUCCAUUUCUGUGACAUAGUGAGCAAGGCUGAGUAUCAGCUCUAUUUUGAUGUAUAUGUGGAUAGCUUGCCAGCGUCAAAAGAUCUUGAUCUCUCCGCUAAGAGUUCCGGUAUCCUGGCAGUGCCAUUUUACAUGGAUAUUGUCUUGCCAUCAAGUGACCCAUCUGGUAAGCUCAGCAUCAGCAUUGGGCCUUCUAGCUUAAAGAAUAGUGCACCAGAUGGCAUCUUGAAUGGCCUGGAGAUCAUGAAGAUGAACAUUAGUACCGGGUCUGUUGUCGUCGUGGCACCACCACCAGGGGCAAAGAGCCAUCUUGCCGUCAUAUUGGGCUCUGUUCUUGGAGGCCUUGCUGCUGUCAUAAUUGGUACUGUUCUCUGCAUCUGCUGCAGAAGAAAGAAGAAGCCACGUGCACCACUGACAAGCCGGCCCUCAAGUUCUUGGACACCCCUGAAUGGUCUUAGCUUCCUUACCACAGGUAGCCGAACAACCAGCCGGACCACUCUUACAUCUGGAACUAGCGGUGAUACAAGCUACAGGAUUCCUUUUGUCGUGCUGCAAGAUGCGACAAACCACUUUGAUGAGCAGAUGGUCAUUGGAAUUGGAGGCUUUGGCAAGGUCUACAAAGCAGUGAUGCAGGAUGGCAGCAAACUUGCAGUAAAGCGGGGCAACCAGAAGUCUCACCAAGGGUUGAGGGAGUUCCGGACGGAGAUUGAACUGCUGUCAGGGCUACGCCACCGUCAUCUCGUGUCACUCAUUGGUUACUGCGAUGAACACAAUGAGAUGAUCUUGGUGUACGAGUACAUGGAGAAAGGCACUCUGAAGAGCCAUCUGUAUGGUGGUGAUAUGCCGCCUCUCAGCUGGAAGAAAAGGCUGGAAAUCUGCAUAGGAGCAGCAAGAGGGCUCCACUACCUUCACACUGGUUUUGCCAAAUCAAUCAUACACCGUGACGUCAAGUCAGCAAACAUCCUCCUCGAUGAAAAUCUCCUGGCCAAGGUUUCUGAUUUUGGCCUCUCAAAGGUCGGGCCUGAAUUCGAUCAAACGCAUGUCAGCACGGCAGUAAAAGGGAGCUUUGGGUACCUUGAUCCUGAGUACUUCCGGAGACAGAAGCUGACAGACAAAUCAGAUGUGUACUCAUUUGGUGUGGUUCUGCUUGAGGUAAUCUGUGCAAGACCGGUUAUCGACCCAACUCUUCCAAGGGACAUGAUUAACCUUGCUGAGUGGGCUAUCAAGUGGCAAAAGAGGGGAGAGCUUGAUCAGAUAGUGGACCAGCACAUUGCCGAAACAGUCAGGCCUGAAGCACUAAGAAAAUUCGGGGAGACAGUGGAGAAAUGCCUUGCAGAGUAUGGCGUCGAGCGUCCCACGAUGGGCGAUGUGCUGUGGAACCUGGAGUUUGUGCUGCAGCUGCAGGAGGCUGGCCCAGACAUGUCCAACAUCGACAGCAUGAAUCAGAUCUCUGAACUCCCUUCAAACACCAAGAGAGUAGUAAGCUCCCUAGAGCUCAGCACUGCAGAUGAAAGCAACACAGGGAUCGAUUACUCCGACAUGUCGACGAGUAAUGCCUUCUCGCAGCUGAUCAAUGCUGAGGGAAGGUGAGCUGGACUCAAUUGUUCCAGAGUCGCUGAAAAAUGUUACAAGAACUAGAAGCAGGUGCCUCUCAUUUCUUUUCUUUUUUUCAGAGGGGAACAGAUGCCUCUUGGUUGACUAUACUGUCUAUCCCUUCAUCCCCUGACAUACAACACCGAGUUCUGAAUUGAAUUGAAAUUUUGCUUGCCCAUGUAAUUACUAGUAUUCUUGGAAGUAUAAUUCUGCUGGAAUUACAGGCUGUUCGUUAAAUAAUUUUACUCGUGUACCCUGUUUGUUUUUGCUGGAUAUUGCUGUACCUCUU